CCUCCACCCGCAACCCCAUCACCGCGCAUCUCCCCGGGCCGCAUACAUUCCUCCAACCGCCCACGAUGAACACUACUCGCUUCCUCCGCCCCUUCGCCAGGGCCGCCUUCCGCGCGCCCACUGCCGUCCGCCCUGCUGUCAUGGCCCGCCCCGCGCUUGCCAGCCAGCAGCAGAAGAAGACCCCCGAGGUCGGUGCCCAGCAGAUGACCAUCCUCAAGUCGGCCAUGCCCCAGCUGAUCCCCUUCUUCUUCGUCAACGAGACCACCGUGGCGUUCGUCCUGCUCCCCACCCUCAUCUACAUCUUCUCCAAGUACAUCCUGCCCCAGCGCGUUCGCCUGUUCGCCGCCCGUCUGUUCAUUAGCAAGUUGUAAGCGGGUAUCGAAACGAAGUAAAGAUAGCGAGGAGGAGAUGUGUACAAAUAGUCGACAUGUGCUCAUAGACAAUCGAAUGGCAUGAGGCCUUACACGGAGAACAAUGUCUUGGCAGCGAUUGCGGCAGAACACGCAUCUAUGGGGCUGUCAUCAGAUCUAUCUCAUGUGCUAAUCACGGGUAGAAAAACAUCGAAUUGAUCACCAAAGUUCCACAAGCGCUUCCCUAGGCUCUACCAAGCACCGCCGGUAAAUGACGCCCACCGUCGAUCGACCACCAAGGACACCUAGGGCGCCAUCGAACAGCCACCACUGUGAUUAAACUAUCACAGACUUGUAACAGCGGAUAUUGGCUAACGGGCACCGACCAAGUUGA
Molecule: messenger RNA, 744 nt
Organism: Macroventuria anomochaeta
Lineage: Eukaryota; Fungi; Ascomycota; Dothideomycetes; Pleosporales; Didymellaceae
Exons: 3
Coding region: 66-371 (101 amino acids)
Biological process (GO): proton motive force-driven ATP synthesis
Molecular function (GO): proton transmembrane transporter activity
Source: RefSeq, a predicted model, not a curated record